AUGGAGUCCGUUCAGACCUUCGGAAGGAAAAAGACUGCGACCGCCGUCGCGCACUGUAAAACCGGCCGCGGGCUCUUAAAGGUUAACGGGUGCCCUGUCUCGCUCAUUAGGCCCGAGAUCCUCCGCCUCAAGGUCUACGAGCCCCUGCUUGUUGCCGGCAUUGACAAAUUUGCCAACGUCGAUAUCCGUGUCCGCGUCACCGGCGGAGGUCACGUGUCUCAGAUCUAUGCUAUCCGUCAGGCGAUCUCAAAGGCGAUCGUUGCGUAUUACCAGAAGUAUGCCGAUGAGCAGAGCAAAAUAGAGCUCAAAAAGGCUCUUAUUUCGUACGACCGCACACUGCUUGUCGCUGAUCCGCGGCGUUGCGAGCCCAAGAAGUUUGGUGGCAGCGGUGCUCGCUCGAGGUACCAGAAGUCUUAUCGUUAG
Molecule: messenger RNA, 423 nt
Organism: Pneumocystis jirovecii RU7
Lineage: Eukaryota; Fungi; Ascomycota; Pneumocystomycetes; Pneumocystales; Pneumocystaceae
Product: 40S ribosomal protein S16
Exons: 4
Coding region: 1-423 (140 amino acids)
Biological process (GO): translation; maturation of SSU-rRNA from tricistronic rRNA transcript (SSU-rRNA, 5.8S rRNA, LSU-rRNA)
Cellular component (GO): ribosome; cytosolic small ribosomal subunit
Molecular function (GO): structural constituent of ribosome; RNA binding
Source: RefSeq, a predicted model, not a curated record